AUGGCUCUUCUGAAUCGUGAUAACACUUUGCAAGAAAAACUUACGGCUUGUUCAGAAUUGCGUGAUAUUUCCGCCUACAACUGUCCUACAAAGUUGCUAUCUGAAAUAAGGACUUGUGGACACUUCACUGAUGGUCUAGAGGGCUAUGAGGACGAGUUUUAA
Molecule: messenger RNA, 162 nt
Organism: Histoplasma mississippiense
Lineage: Eukaryota; Fungi; Ascomycota; Eurotiomycetes; Onygenales; Ajellomycetaceae
Exons: 3
Coding region: 1-162 (53 amino acids)
Source: RefSeq, a predicted model, not a curated record